CUGGGCCGGGUUGAGUGCUGCAAAGGACAGAGCAUGGAGAGCUCGCAGCUCUGCCACUGCGGCUCUCCCCCUGUCGAAGCACUGAACGGCCGGAUCUGCUGCAAAAUUCAACAAGGGUCGGAAGGCUUUUGGAGACCUUGGAUCGCCACCCCUAAAGAUGUAGAAAGGCAGCGCGGGCAAAACUACAGUGCGCUAUGUAGCCUUCCUGAGAUUACAGAAGACUCAGCAAAAUUUACACAGUACACGCACCCAGUCAGAUUAUUCUGGCCCAGAUCAAGGUGUUUUGACUAUUUAUAUCAAGAAGCUGAAGCACUGCUGAGAAACUUUCCUGUCCAAGCCACAAUUUCCUUUUAUGAAGACUCAGAGAGUGAGGAAGAGAAUGAGGACCUGGACUCCCAAGAGAACUGA
Messenger RNA from Heteronotia binoei (common prickly gecko), 408 nucleotides. It is a transcript of the gene RIPPLY2, whose product is annotated as ripply transcriptional repressor 2. The transcript has 4 exons. The record is from RefSeq and is a predicted model, not a curated record. Gene Ontology annotation, biological process: embryonic pattern specification; negative regulation of transcription by RNA polymerase II. Bases 34 to 408 code for a protein of 124 amino acids. Lineage: Eukaryota; Metazoa; Chordata; Lepidosauria; Squamata; Gekkonidae. Gene Ontology annotation, cellular component: nucleus.